Plutella xylostella (diamondback moth) is the source of this 4527-nucleotide messenger RNA. Lineage: Eukaryota; Metazoa; Arthropoda; Insecta; Lepidoptera; Plutellidae. The record is from RefSeq and is a predicted model, not a curated record.
CGAGCAAGUUCUCACGUCACGUUUUCAUUACACAGACUUGUUUCGUUUGUUCGUGUUUGGUAGUUGGUGCGCGUCCUAAACUUUUGUGAUUAAUAUGUUCCAAACAAACAUAUUCAUCAAAAUAAUACAUAUCGGUGUUUUACAAGUGAUAAUAACUUAGAACCUAACUACUACAAGGACGAUUGAUUUACGACGACCCUGUAUCAUAUCCCACAAAAACAUGGAUAGCCUUGACGAUUCGGAGACACACGCAAAGAUAUCGGAUUCCGCUUACUCCCAUAGCUGCAGCAACAGCCAAGGGCGUAGAAGUCACACCUCAACAUCGACCCAUUCGGGCAGCCACUCCAGCGGAAGCAGUGGUUAUGGCGGCAAACCAUCCACUUCCGGAAGCAACAACAGCAAUAGCCUCGGGCAGCCACCAGAGAAGCGGUCCAAAGACAAAAUUGAGAAGAAGAAGAAGCCGUCACAGCUGGAGACCAUCAUUGCCGAGGAGACCCUGAGGCCCACCGUCAUCGAGUCCACCAAGAUCAGUGAAGACCAGGAGCAGGUUAAGGAAAAUGAUGCUGAACAACAGCCGCCGCCUCCGGCAGAAUCGCCGAAGGUGGAAAAUAUGGAGAUUGCGAUCGCCAAAACCACCGUUGAUCAAGACAAGAUUAUUGAUAAUUUUGCAUUGGUGCGUUCGCUUGCUGACUCGCUGCCUUCCACUUCAUCCGCCAAUGGCAUUAGUGGCUUCUCGUGCGUACUGUCCAUACACGAUGGGGUGGUUAUGUAUACGUCGCCGGCUAUCAUUACUACGCUUGGAUUUCCGAAGGAUAUGUGGAUCGGCAGAUCUUUCAUAGACUUCCUGCAUCCUAAGGAUCGUAACGCCUUUGCAUCCCAAAUCAUGAGCGGUCUUGGCGUCAACAAAGAUACCAACCCCACGCAGCCAGUAAACAAACCCGUGCAAAUCAUCUUCACCCGCAUUCGGACGUACUGUGGCCUCACCAGCUGCUUCGGAGUCAAGAACAACAACGUCUCAUUCAUGCCCUUCAAGGUGCAACUCGCCUUCAAAGACAUCACCAAUGCUGAGGGACAGAGCUUCUACCUCGUCAUUCAGGCCACGCCCAUCUCUUCGGCGUUUGCUCACCCCAACGAGUACUUGAGCAAACCCACCCCGUUCCACACCCGCCAUCUGGCGGUGGGGAAGAUAAAAUACAUGGACCCAGACUCAGUCAUGUACCUAGGAUACCUGCCGCAAGACCUGAUAGGGAAGGACAUCCUUCAGCUGUACCACCCUGAGGAUUUGCCGUAUUUGUACCAGCUGUAUGAGACCCUUGUCAGGGACAAGUGCACUUUGAGGUCUCGGCCUUACAGACUGCUGAUCCAAAAUGGCGAGUACGUGAGAUUGGAGACGGAGUUCUCAAGUUUCAUCAACCCCUGGUCUCGGAAACUGGAGUUUGUCACCGGGAAACAUACUAUCGUUGAGGGUCCAUCAAAUCCGGAUGUGUUUGCGUCCCCGCACGGCAUCAAAUAUCCGAAGUACAACGAGGACCAACGGGCCAAGUUCCAGAACUUCAGAGACAACAUCGUCAGGGUUCUCAACAAGGUAACAACAAAAUCAGGCAAGACUACCAACCCGCCCACACUGAAGAGAUCCAUGGAGCUGAACGUGUACCAAGCGCCGUCUAACGCUGACCCGGCGCCCGUGCUACGUCUGGAGGUGCAACAGCCAGCUGAUAGCAGUUUCUUUGAGCGCGACUCAGAGAUGCUGGGAGGCAUUUCGCCUCACCACGAGAAUGAGUGCAUGUCGGGGUCGGAGACGCCGCUGAGCUACACCCAGAUCAACUACAAUGAGACUCUGCAAAGGUACUUCGACAGCUACCAGCCGUAUACUUACGAAGAGUACAAGGCAGUCAGCGGACAAAACUUGCUGAGGAAUCAGGGGCCAGCUUUUGCCAGCCAGCCGACGGGUUCGGGCAGUGAGUCUGCGGGCAGCAUGGCGGACUCGGGCGGCAUGAUGGAGGAGUACCAGGGGGCGCGCCUCUCUGAGUCUCUGCUUGUUCAGCACAACUCACAAAUGGAGAAGAAGCUCAUUAAAAAGCACAGGGAGCACCGUCCCGGCUCAAAGAUAAUCCGCGAAAGAACGUCUAAGGAGAACAAACAGAAGAAAAAGGAACACUUAGCACGCUGCAAUGCGCCCUACCAACGGACUAAACCGACCCCCACGUCUCCUAACCGUAAAAGAGAGAAAACUGAUGUUCCAUUGUACCGCUCCGAUUCCCGAAUGGAAUGUGGACACCGUCGGAUAGCGCAAAUGCAAACUCAGCACGACCACGAGCACCAGCACGGCACGAAGCGGGCAUCCUGGCAGUGCGACAUGGAGUUCAGCGAGCUGAAGAGCCAGGGGCGGCCGCGCGCGCCCUCCGAGCAGACCUCGCAAAGCCGGGCACAGGCGCACAAUGCAGCGGCGGCGGCGCAAUGGUCGUCCCCUCACAUGACGCGCGUGCCCCGCCAGCUGCCCAUGAACUCCGUGCAGGCCAUGCCGCAGAUACCGCAGCAUCCUUACGGAAUGCUGCCGAUGUACUAUUUAUCCACCGCUGCGCCUCAAGUGCAGAUGCCUGGUGCCUACUUCACCAACGUGCCGCCAUGCACCUCCAACCAGUUCCACACACCACUGCCCUACAUGAUGUACCCGCAAGCAGUCAUCGGCACAUCGUUCGUGUACUCCCCGAUGAGUCCUCACUCACCCCACGCGACACACUCGGGCGCGGCGCAGUGCCGGCCCAACACCAUGCGCCAGCGAGCCUCGCCCUACAGCAGCCAGUAUGAGGAGGAAUCCGGAGACCAAACCAGCCUCAGCAUGAGCAUCAGCGGCGGAAGGAACUCGGGCGGCGACGAGCGCGGUUCCAGCAAGACUCGGAACACCAAUAGCCAGAAUACAUCAGGCGACCUGACCAGCAUGAGCAUCAGCAUCAGCGGCCGCGGCAACUCCAGCGGAGACGAGCCCGGCUCGGGACGGGAGCAGAACUUCCCCAAGAACCGAGUGAUACUCCGCUCGCGCGCCGGCUCCAACGGCGGCCGCAGCCACCGGCAGGAGAAGGGCGAGCGCACCGACGGGGAGUCCAGCUACUCGUCCUUCUGCUCCUCCUUCUUCAAGACCGAGUCCUGGGCCAGCGGCGAGGAGGCCGACGCGGCCGGCGCGCAGAAGAAGACGGUCUGGUCCGGUGAGAAGACCUCGUCGCAAGAGCGGCAACAGGCUCUGGAGAAUGGAGCCGGGUUCCGCAACUACCGCGAGAAGCGCAUCCCGCGCAGGAAGGAGCCGCCAUGGAUGGACCAGGACGGUGUAUCAUCAGACGUGAUGUACAAGUACCAAGUUGGAACAAAGAAUAUGGAAGAAGUACUGGCUGCAGACAAGGAGAAAAUCAAAGCCUUGGAGCAGCCGUCGUUGGUGAACGAGCAACUGAGUCAGCUCUACCUAGACCUGCAAUUAAACGGGAACCCCUCCCGGCUAACCCUCGAAGAGGGUAUGACCAGCUCAGGAAGCUCAGGAGAAGAGACCAGCAACAAGUUGCUCAACCCACUCAAAGUACCGUGGAGCAAAACCAUGCCAAGACGGCGGCGCGAAUACAGCCGCCUAGUCAUGAUCUACGAAGAAGACGCCCCCCUCCCCCCUCCCGAAGACGGCCAACCCCCCACCUCCAGGGCCCCCACUCCUUCCACCUACCACCAGCAACCGUCCACGUCGUCAUACCACCCGCAACCCUCGACGUCGUCGUAUCAUCCACAACCUUCCACGUCGAAGCAGAAAUAGAUUUUUAGAUUAAAUAUGCCACCCGAAAAGUGUCCCUAAAAUAUGUCAUUACUGUAGAACUUAAAUUUUAUUGUAUUUUUAAGUUAGUAGGUAGAUGUAUUUUGUUUUGGUUAAUGUCAAAGAGAUACUAAAAAGGAGAGGUGAGGCGUUAUGAUCAUGAUAUCGAAUAGAUAUGCAAUGGUGAAAUUAUCUUGAAGUAAUUGUGCUCUUAUGUUGCUUUAGAUGCAUUCCAGUGUAGUUUUUUUUUGUUUCGAGAAUAACAAUGAGCCUUACGGUUUAAAAAAGGCAAACUUUUCAGAAUUUACAUUCAUUUGUAUACAUUUUUGAACUGGGAAAUGACUAUUUUUUUUUAUUUAAGAUAAACAUCGUCUCAUCUCAGAUCGUCUCUUCAACUUCAUACAGUCUACGGUGACAUGGUAUUUAACUCAAAGUGACAUUAUUUAUUAGUAAGUACGUAAUGUAGUUUGGAUAACACGGUCUAUCAAGGUAAAAAGCAACUCUGUUUUGUGGUUACAAUAAGUAUCAAUUAUGUUUGUUAUAUGUAGAAAGCCUUUACUAUUAUUUUUGAGGUGAUUAUUUUAUUAUAAAAGCCUUUUUUAAUGGUUAUAAUUAUUGUUUAAAGUUAUUUUUAACACGAGUUAAUCGUAAUUAGACUAUAAAAUACAGUCUGUCAUCAAAUAUGGUUUAAAAAGUUAUAAUUUGUUCAAAACAAGUGAAAUCUCAAAAGUCUAAGUACG